Messenger RNA from Physeter macrocephalus (sperm whale), 8384 nucleotides. It is a transcript of the gene MGAT4A, whose product is annotated as alpha-1,3-mannosyl-glycoprotein 4-beta-N-acetylglucosaminyltransferase A. Gene Ontology annotation, biological process: protein N-linked glycosylation. The record is from RefSeq and is a predicted model, not a curated record. NCBI's taxonomy places the organism in Eukaryota, Metazoa, Chordata, Mammalia, Artiodactyla, Physeteridae. The transcript is spliced from 15 exons. The coding region runs from base 363 to 1994 and encodes 543 amino acids. Gene Ontology annotation, cellular component: endoplasmic reticulum-Golgi intermediate compartment; Golgi stack; endoplasmic reticulum. Gene Ontology annotation, molecular function: acetylglucosaminyltransferase activity.
UUACAUUACAACAGUUCAGGUGUCAAAUUUAGGAAAUGUAUCAUUGGCACAGUGUUACAUACUCUUUGGCACAAUGUUACAUACUCUGUCGUCUAUCUUCUGUUACUUUGUUCUAAUAAUGUUCUUUAUAGCAUUUUUUUUUUCUGGUCCAGUAUCCCAUCCAGGAUUGUAGUUUGUAUGUAGUUGUCUUGUCCCCUCUAGUCUCUUGUCUGGGGCAGUUCCUAAGCCUCUGUCUUCGAUGACCUUGACAUUUUUUAUAGCAGAAGCUUUUUGUUUUGUGCAUUGUUGCUCACUUUGGAUGUGUCUGAUGUUUCCUUGAGAUUAGGUUCAGAUGAUGCAUUUUUGGCAAGAAUACCACAUAAAUGAGAUGUGUCCUCUGUGCAUCACGGCAGAGGGCACGUGAUGUCUGGUCCGUUACUGCUGAUGUGAACUUUGAUCAUGUGAUUGAGAUGAUAUCUGCCAGGUUUCUCCAAGAUAAAGAAAAACUGAUUGCUUAUCAACGAGAAUUUCUUGCUUUAAAAGAACGUCUCCGAAUAGCUGAACACAGAAUCUCUCAGCGGUCUUCCGAACUCAGUGCCAUUGUACAGCAGUUCAAGCGUGUAGGAGCAGAAACAAACAGAAGUAAGGAUACGGUGAAUAAAUUUUCAGAUGGUACCCUAAAGCUCUUGAGGGAGUUAACAAGCAAAAAAUCUCUUCAAGUGCCAAGUAUUUAUUAUCAUUUGCCUCAUUUAUUACAAAAUGAAGGAAGCCUUCAACCUGUUGUGCAGAUUGGUAACGGAAGAACAGGAGUUUCAAUAGUAAUGGGAGUUCCCACAGUGAAGAGAGAAGUUAAAUCUUACCUCAUAGAAACUCUACAUUCCCUUAUUGAUAACCUGUAUCCUGAAGAGAAGUUGGACUGUGUUAUAGUAGUCUUCAUAGGAGAGACAGAUAUUGAUUAUGUAAAUGGUGUUGUAGCCAACCUGGAGAAAGAAUUUUCUAAAGAAAUCAGUUCUGGCUUGGUGGAAAUAAUAUCCCCCCCUGAAAGCUAUUAUCCUGACUUGACAAACUUAAAGGAGACAUUUGGAGAUUCUAAAGAAAGAAUAAGAUGGAGAACAAAGCAAAACCUCGAUUAUUGUUUUCUAAUGAUGUAUGCUCAGGAAAAGGGCACAUAUUACAUCCAGCUUGAAGAUGAUAUUAUUGUCAAACAGAAUUACUUUAACACAAUAAAAAAUUUUGCACUUCAACUUUCUUCUGAGGAAUGGAUGAUACUUGAGUUCUCCCAGCUGGGCUUCAUUGGUAAAAUGUUUCAAGCGCCAGACCUCACUCUAAUUGUGGAAUUCAUAUUUAUGUUCUAUAAGGAGAAACCCAUUGAUUGGCUCUUGGACCAUAUUCUGUGGGUGAAAGUCUGCAACCCUGAAAAAGAUGCAAAACAUUGUGAUCGACAAAAAGCAAAUCUGCGGAUUCGCUUCAGACCUUCCCUUUUCCAACAUGUUGGUCUGCAUUCUUCACUAACAGGAAAAAUUCAGAAACUCACGGAUAAAGAUUACAUGAAACCAUUACUUCUUAAAAUCCAUGUAAACCCCCCUGCAGAAGUGUCUACUUCUCUGAAGGUCUACCAAGGACAUACACUGGAGAAAACUUAUAUGGGGGAGGAUUUCUUCUGGGCUAUAACUCCAGUAGCUGGAGACUACAUCCUGUUUAAAUUUGACAAGCCAGUCAAUGUGGAAAGUUAUUUGUUCCAUAGUGGCAACCAGGAACAUCCAGGGGAUAUUCUGCUCAACACAACUGUAGAAGUUUUGCCUUUGAAGAGUGAAGGUUUGGAAAUCAGCAAAGAAACCAAAGACAAACGAUUAGAAGAUGGUUAUUUCAGAAUAGGGAAAUUUGAGAAUGGUGUUGCAGAAGGAAUGGUGGAUCCCAACCUAAACCCCAUCUCAGCAUUCCGACUUUCAGUUAUUCAGAAUUCUGCUGUUUGGGCCAUUCUUAAUGAGAUUCAUAUUAAAAAAGUCACAAACUGACUUAUCUCCUAAGAAACCAACAGAUUUUUUUCCCCGUGAAUUUGUUGAUUAAAGAUGGCUGAGCAUGUACUGUUUUUUGGUAACUUGAAUUCUACCUCUUGUGAAAUCUACUGUAGAUAAGAUGAUUGUCAUUUCCACUUGGAAAAUGAAUCUUCCAUGGAUAAUUGUAUUCAUUCGAACCUAAGCUGUCCUCCAGUUUUAACUUGACUCAGACAUUUUACAGUUAUGACAGCCUGUUAAUAUGACUUGUACUAUUUUGGUAUUAUACUAAUACAUAAGAGUUGUACAUAUUGUUACAUUCCUUAAAAUUUGAGAAAAAUUAAUGUUAAAUACAUUUUAUGAAGGGGGUACUUUUGAAGUUCAUUUAUUUUACUAUUAUAGACCCUCUUUUAUAGAUUAUCAGGGAUUAUAUAUAUAUAUAUACACACACACAAAUAUACAUAAAAUGCUACGGAGUUAAUUUAUUAGAAACACUUAAGAAGUACAUAUUUUUGUGCAGUAAAUUUUUGAAUCAAUACUUUUUUUGAAAACCAGUUACCUUGCUUUUUUAAGUUCUUUCUAUAUUUUUCUUUGGAAAUGCAAACAUUACAAGUUAAUGCCAUUUUUCAAAUGCACUGCCAUUUAAGAAUGAUUCUAGAUUGAUUUCCUAACUGAAGUACUUUUAUAAUCACAGUGAUUCUGAACAAAAUAUUUUCAAAGGCAUUUGUCAUUCCUUCAAGCCAAGAUUUUAAAGACCAAUGUCCUUCUUGAGGGUUAUUUUACUAUACUAUGUAUGGUGUGUAGCCACAAAAAAUCAGUCUGAUAAAUUUUAAUGUGCAGGGGUGAUGCAUUUCAACCCAAAUUAUCAUAGACUGAAGUCAUUGCAUUUCCUUUGAUAUGUAAAAUGACAAACUCUUCUCUUUUAAUCUUUGUCUUUAAUCCAUGAAUUAGAGGCAUUUUCUCUUUCCUUGAUGCUUUUUUAUAUCUCAGAACUCACUCUGUGAGUUCUGACAAAAUGUUUUCUAGGUAAUGCUAUUGUAUGAGUCAUAAUUGGUUUAAUUUUAAAGAAAAUCAAAAUUGUAAUGUUGGUUUUUUGGUGAAAGGUAUUGUAACAGUUGUAUGUUUUUCCAAAAUAAUUUAUUCUAUUGCAUUAUGAACUUGUAAGUAAAUUCACAUCUGAAGAGUAUUUAUUGCUCUUAAACAUGCAAUUCCAAAUGAUAUCCCUACUAUAAACAAAAAUAUUAUCAGCCUUAGCAAUCGGUGAUCUUUACAAAAGUCUUUUACUUUUACAAAAUUAUGAAUUAUCAACAUCAGUUCCCAACCAGCCUGGUGUCCUCAGGUGGGUUGCAGGCGGUUACAGGUGUGCAGAGCUUGAAUCUCCUGAGCUUUCAGAGUAGCCAGUGGCUGAGGCCUCUGGCAGUUGGAGGUUCUAGCUGGUUGCCUUUAGCCUGGAGGAGCGUCACCUGGUUACCCAGCAGGCUGAACAUACAGCUUCUAGACAGCCUCGUUUUCUGUGCAGGGUUAUGCAGUGAAAAAGGUUGGGAAACACUGAUCGGGUACAGUUAUUUCCAUUACUCCAUAUUUGAAUAACUCUUAGUUACUUUUUUUUUUUUUUUGCGUUAUGCGGGCCUCUCACUGUCGUGGCCUCUCCCGUUGCGGAGCACAGGCUCCGGACGCGCAGGCUCAGCGGCCAUGGCUCACUGGCCUAGCCGCUUCGCGGCAUGUGGGAUCCUCCCAGACCGGGGCACGAACCCGUGUCCCCUGCAUCGGCAAGCGGAUUCUCAACCACUGUGCCACCAGGGAAGCCCCAAUUACUUUUCUUGAUUAAAAAGUUACAUGUUGCCAAGAAUGAUUUCUUUAUGUCCGAGUCCAGUUAAAAAUUUUUAUUGAGGUUUUUAAAUUUUACUUUUUAUUUUCUUUAAUCUACGUUUUAUUUCCUUCUCAAAUCUCCUUGGCCCAGCGCCUAACAGGGAAAUGUCACUGCAAAAGCAUAAACCUUUCAUUACAAAAUUGUGGCACCAGCUUCGCAUACUAAAUUACUGCUGUAACAAAUAAGUAUGAGGAGGUAAAAAUCUGGAGGAAUCCCCGUGUUUCCCUGCUUCCCAAGUAGCUAACUCUGAUUUGAGGAAGAAAGGCCAAGCUCUGAGAGUCUAGGGAGGUGACAGUAGUUGCAGCUCCUGGCCAUCUGUUGGGGUGUCUCGGUCUUGAGACUGAGCCUUUCCCAGCCAGCUUUGUCCUGUUUUUGUGCUCAGUCUCCCCUCCCAGGCUUAGCUCAUCCCUCCUGUUCCUGAGAAGACUUUCAGCCAGAUCUUAUCCAUCUUUCAAGGACUCUCCUGUGCACUCCUUCCUCCCCAUGGAUUUGUUACCAGUGCCUCGUUGAGCCCAGAACAGUGCUUGCCACGUGGCAGGUGCCCAGGCGGCGUCUGGGGAAGGGGACCAGCUGUUCCAGCCCACACUCCUCUUUCUUCUUCUUCUCUUUACCUACUGUCCUUGCCACACACACACACACACACACACACACACACACACACACACACUCAGCUGUCUGUUUGUGGUGUGUGUGCACAUACACGUAAUCACUCUGGCCAAAUGUCAGGCUCCUGCAGGCAAGCCUGUAAGACAUGCUUCCUAGCUUCCUCUGCUGCACAGGUGCUCACGGACCCUCGUGUUAGCUGCGCUCUCCUUUCCCCCAGUUUCCACUAGACAAUUAGAAGCAGCCAGGCUUGCCUCAAGCAAGCGAUUAUAGUGGUUCCCCUUAAGAGUCAUGUUAGGGACUAAAGUAUUGGGACAGAAGAUGAGGGGACCUGGAACGAGAGCAAGUACAUACUUGACCUUGAGUGGACACUGAACCACUUUUACCCAGAGUGAGUGGGGAAAAGUACAAAUGGCGGGACUAAUUUUAUUUUAUUUUUUAUUUAUUUAUUUUUUUUUUGCGGUACGCGGGCCUCUCACUGCUGUGGCCUCUCCCGCUGCGGAGCACAGGCUCCGGACGCGCAGGCUCAGCGGCCAUGGCUCACAGGCCCAGCCGCUCCGCGGCACGUGGGAUCCUCCCGGACCGGGGCACGAACCCGUGUCCCCUGCAUCGGCAGGCGGACGCGCAACCACUGCGCCACCAGGGAAGCGCCUAAUUUUAUUUUUAUGUAUGUAUAUGGUAUGAUGUCUCUGGAGCUGCACUAUCCUCUACAGUAGCUACUGGACACGGGGUGGCUAUUUAAGUUUAAUAAAACAUUCAGCUCCUCAGUCACACUAGCUCCCUAUGGCUAGUGGCCACUGAGUUAAACAGCACAGAUAUAGAACAUCUCCAUCAUCACAGAAAAUUCUGUAGCACAGCACUGUGUCAAGAGUGCUAAUAUGAACAUUUUAGAAUCCAGAAUAAUGAAUUCCCAUCAUGAGGCUAAAAGCAGACAUGCAGAAUAUAUCGUAGUGCAAAUGAUGAUGAGUAUUUUGGGUGAGAAGAGGAGGUUGAGGACCUAAUUCCAGGAUUCUACGAUCCACUUUCUAAGUUAUUGAAGUCUCAUGCAUUCUUUACAGCAUUCACUGUCCCUACUGUGUAGUCCAAAAAGAGUGACAACUUGAGGAUGAGGUUCCAAAGCUUGUGUGAUUGACAGGCUUUGGAAAAUGUGAAUGCACAUGGAUUUAGUACACAGCCUCUAAACGUGUAUGUGAAGGUUAAUUCAGCUGUUGGAGAUGUCUUUGAACAAGCUUUUUAAGUCAAUUGCAUUAGUAAAUAAUUAGAAGGUGUUAUUUUUAAAACUUCAGCAACGCUAUGGAGGCUUCUUUUAAAUAUGUCAUAAUAAUGAAAAAAGUUGUCUUCCAACAAUGCUGUCCUCAAAGACAAGUGUGGUUAUAUGGAAACAGCAUGUUUGGAGAGAUUGCUCUAAUUAAUAGCAGUGAAUGUUUGUAGCAGCCAGAAUUCCAUGGAUGAGCCCCCCCCCCCGCCCAAUGACUUGGUAUAUCCUAACCCUUUGAGUAUGUGUGGAACCUGUGAGUAUGAUCCAUAAUUAUGUUGUACAGCAAAAAGGAGAUUAUCUGGGGACAGCUCAUCUAAUCAGGCAAGCCCUUUAAAAGCAGAGUUUUCUCAGGCUGUCAACAGAAGUCAGAUUCAAAGCAGGACUUGUGGCACCAUGGCUGGUUUAAGAUGGAGGCGGCCACAUGAGAAGGAAUGCAGAUGGUCUUCAGGAGCUGAGAGGCCCCAGCUGACAGCCAAGAGAAUGGCAACGGCAGUCCUGCAGCCACAGGAACUGAACUCAGCCACCAACCGGAAGGAGUGUGCAGGUGGACUCUCCUCCAGCAGCUAAGAGCUCAGCCCCUCCAACACCGGAUUCCAGCCAUGUGAAUCUCUAAGCAGAGAGCUCAGUCCUGCCUGCCUGGACUUCUGGCCUACAGAGCUGUGAGAUAAUAAAUGGGUGUUGUUUUACGCUUUUAAAUUUGCCGUGAUUUUAUGCAGCAAUAGAAAAGGAAUACAAUAUUUAAAAGAGGUGAAGCGGAGAAGGCUUCCUACUUGAUUCCCUCUGGUAUGUUGGGUAUUUCUUGAUAAACUUAUGAAUAAAGUCUUGCACUAGCAGAUGAUAUACACAGGCCUCACCUGGGAUUCUCUCCCAGAGACCUCAGUUAAUCAUCUUUGGAAGGUUGUUGGCAAAAACUUGCAGCACUUUUGUAGCGUUUCAUGAAGGAACCGCUAGCAUGAGAUUGCAGGAGCAGGAUCCAGUGAGUAAGGAAUCUUUUUCCUGGAAUAGGUGUCACUUUAUGUUGAUUAAGGCUGCUCUGAGCCUGUCAGUUAUUUAAGAAUGAGGAACAGUGGUAUUUUAAGACAUUAAGAGAAAAAAAAAUUAUGCUUUUAUGUAGAGACCAAAUAAUCUACUCUGUAUUGAAGGACUUUUUUAAAAAUUUUAACCAAAAUUUAUAGUCUAAGCACAGAUCAAAUCCUAUACGUGCUGACGAAAUUUUUGUACUUAGGGAAUACUUUUCAAAAUACUUCUCUGCUUCCAAGCCAUUAAUUGCUAAUGAAGUUUAAUUUUGAUUUGUCCAUUACUUUUUGUGCUUCUUUUACUAUAUUGCUAUAGCCUUGAUGUAAGAAAAGCUGAGCUAAAAGAAAGAAAAUGAGAGGCUAACAUUAUCGAAGGUCAGAAAUUUGAGUCAUAAUCAUAUCUGAGAUCCUAAGGGAACUUUGACAUCUGAUCUCUUUAAAGAAAAGGAAACUUUUCAAAGCUAUGUAGCAGUGUUCAUAGUGUGUGAAAUUUAGGUUGAUAGUUGUAAAUUAUUAAUUAUUAGUCUUAACAGAUAUAUGCCAUGAUAACUAACAUGCUUACUUUAUUUCUUCAAUGCAUGUGAACCUACAGUGCUGAAGAGACCACUACUACAGUAUUACUAAAAGAAAACAACAGAGGAUUUGUUAUAUAUAUACAUAUAUAUACCCGUAUCAUCAAUGCUUAUAUAGAAACUCUUCUCUUCUUACCUGAAACACGUGCUUCACCUGUUUGGGCACUAGCUAGAGCAUUUCCAGAGGAACAAACAAGAGCGAGCUGGCACUCCAGUUAUGUGUGAGUUGAGAAUUUAGAUGUUCAAAAACGUGAACUGAACACUGAAUGGGAAACACCGUGUGGAAAAACGUUAGGAACAGUGGUGCUAAAAUUGUUCUAAACUAAGGACUGUCUGUUGUGGGGAACAUUCAAUACUCUUAGACACUAGGGAAGCUGUUUAAUAUGUCACUUGCUCCUAGUGGCUUCAUGGUAUUAGUAAUUAGCAAAUUGCCCUGGAAUCAAAGGUUUGGUACUUUAGUUUGAUUAGCAUUCCAUUAUUUAUUUGAAAUAUUCAGUGUUGGCUGAAAUUGGGUGAAAAUACCUUUUGAAGACAUAGUCUCUGAGCCUUAAAGAUGGUGGAUAUCGACAGUACUGUAAGAUGCACUGCCAGCAGAGUUGAUACUUUUCAUUUCAGUGUAGACAGUCACGUUUUCUAAGACAGAUUUAGAAAUCAGCUGAGUAAACUGUAACAGUUGUUUCAUUUAUGGAAUGAAAAACUGAAGCAUUUUUCCUUGAGAACAAACUUUGUUUGGAAAGGUUGUCUUUGUAAUUGGGGGUGUUUCUGGAAGCACCCCUGGGAGAAGCUGCCUGAGGAACUGCUUUUCCAGGUUGUACCAGAUGUCUUUUUCUCCGUAAAUGUAUUGUACAUAUUUUCCUUACAAUGUCUCCAUUGGUUGAAUGGGUAAUCUCUGUAGUAAUAUUUUAGGUACCUGUUGGAUUUUUAAAGGCAGGUUAUUUAUUUUCACAUUUGCUGCUAUAACUGAAAACCUGAUAACUAGUCCUGUUGACUGUGCCUUUCAUCACUGUUUCUCUGUGCCACAACCGUUCAUGUGUAUUUGAGAUAAAGAAGUUUAAAAAGCCAUGUUGAAUUCAAGACUCCUAAUAAAAAUAA